AUGUUAAGUGGGAUUGUCACCGCUGAGGAGAUAAAAAGAGACUUGUUUAGCAUUAAUGAUGACAAGGCUCCAAGGCCUGAUGGCUUUGGAAGUGCCUUCUAUAAGAAAGUUAUGGAAUUUUUCAAUACUGGAAGAAUGUUGAAGCAAGCAAAUUCUACCAGUAGAAGAUUGAGUUGUGUCUUGGACAGAAUUAUAUCUAAAAGCCAAUCUGCAUUCAUCCCUGGUAGAAGCAUUGCAGAUAAUAUAUUACUGGCACAUGAGCUAGUUAGAAACUAUCACAGGCAAAAAGGUGAAUCUUGUGCUAUGAAGGUGGACCUCCAGAAGGCUUAUGAUACUGUAGAGUGGGAUUUCAUUGAGGAAGUUAUGAUGGGGUUGAACAUUGACAAUAAGUUUAUCAACCUAGUCAUGACCUGCAUUAGAAGUGCUAUGUUCUCAGUUCAAGUCAAUGGUGAGAGUUGUGGAUAA
Mercurialis annua (annual mercury) is the source of this 465-nucleotide messenger RNA. RefSeq lists its product as uncharacterized. Bases 1 to 465 code for a protein of 154 amino acids. The record is from RefSeq and is a predicted model, not a curated record. The transcript is spliced from 3 exons. Lineage: Eukaryota; Viridiplantae; Streptophyta; Magnoliopsida; Malpighiales; Euphorbiaceae.